GGAACUUUGGAGAGGGUUAGAUAUCUUUAUAUUUAUAAAUUAAAAACGUAAAAUAAUAUAUCAGCUAGCGUUGUUAAGCUGUGCAUACUGCAACUGCGGCAGAGAACACACACUCAACUAAUCGUUUAGGUUACUGUUGCCUAACUUAUUGUUUUUGCUCUGUCUGAACUGUAGCAACAAAGCUAACGUUGUUAGCAGCUCUGCUAAGCACUAAGUUCCAUUCAUUCGUAGCUGGCGGUGACAUUAGUACAGACACAGCUCACGGUGUGUGUGUGUGUGUGUAUGUGUGUAUGUGAAACUUGUAGCUCAGAAAACACUAGUUAACGGUUGACAUUGUGUGUUUUGUUACAGUCAGAUAAGUUGUCACAAUUUGACGGCCCCGUUCUGGUCACAUUGACCCAACAUGUAUCGUCCUAAACCGACUCUGAAGGACCGACAGCACCUGUACAGGCUCAUCAUCAGCCAGCUGCUCUAUGAUGGAUACACCAACAUCGCCAACAGUCUCAUCAGUGAGGUCAAACCACCGACUGUCGUGUCGCCCUCUGAGCAGCUCAUGCAGCUGGCAAAGAUUGGGAUGGAGAAUGAUGACAGUGCAGUUCAGUACGCCAUAGGACGCUCAGAUACAGUAGCACCCGGUGUGGGUAUCGAUCUGGAAUUCGACGCAGAUGUCCAGACCAUGUCUCCUGAGGCGUCAGAGUACGAGACCUGUUACGUCACCUCCCACAAGGGUCCGUGUCGCGUCGCCACGUACAGUCGCGACGGCCAGCUGAUCGCCACGGGCUCUGCAGACGCUUCCAUCAAGAUCCUGGAUACUGAGCGCAUGCUGGCUAAAAGCGCCAUGCCCAUCGAGGUAAUGAUGAACGAGACAGCACAGCAGAACAUGGAGAAUCAUCCUGUGAUUCGGACGCUAUACGACCACGUCGACGAAGUCACCUGCCUGGCCUUCCACCCCACUGAACAGAUCCUCGCCUCUGGCUCCAGAGAUUACACCCUUAAACUGUUUGACUACUCAAAGCCCUCAGCAAAAAGAGCCUUUAAAUAUAUACAGGAAGCCGAGAUGCUGCGCUCCAUCUCUUUCCACCCGUCCGGCGACUUCCUGCUGGUGGGGACGCAGCACCCCACGCUGCGCCUCUACGACGUCAACACCUUCCAGUGCUUCGUGUCGUGCAACCCACUGGACCAGCACACCGACACCAUCAGCGGCGUUGCCUACAACCCCAGCGCCAACAGCUACGUCACCUGCAGCAAGGACGGCAGCAUCAAGCUGUGGGACGGCGUCUCCAACCGCUGCGUGACCACCUUCGAUAAGGCCCACGACGGGGCCGAGGUGUGCUCCGCCAUCUUCUCCAAGAACUCCAAGUACAUCCUGUCCAGCGGCAAAGACUCGGUGGUCAAACUGUGGGAGAUCUCUACGGGCAGGACGCUGGUCAAAUACACAGGUGCCGGUCUGAGCGGCCGUCAGAUGCACCGCACACAGGGCGUGUUCAACCACACGGAGGACUACGUGCUGCUGCCGGACGAGCGCACCAUCAGCCUGUGCUGCUGGGACUCUCGCACGGCCGAGAGGAAGAACCUGCUGUCUCUGGGCCACAACAACAUCGUCCGCUGCAUCGUCCACUCGCCCACCAACCCCGGCUUCAUGACCUGCAGCGACGACUUCAGGGCCCGCUUCUGGUACCGCCGCACCACCACAGACUGAGACACGUCCUCGACUCUCUCUCUUUCUCCACCCUCUGAUCCCCUCCUGCCCCACCUUAACAUCUCCCAUAGAAAGAAGCAAACAGGAUGCCGGACAGCCUUCCAUGACCUCACUGAAGUCAUCACUGUCUGAUCUGCAGCAUUCUUCACUUUGUGUUUACUUUGAAAAUUGUGCAGCGGAGUUUGUGAGACUCAUCUGUAGAAAGAGUUUCCAUUGCACCAAUUUAAAGAGUAAAGAAUGAGGGCAGCUCGAACUCCAGAUGUCCUUUAUUCCUAAGAACUACACUCUGUGAAUGAUAUGCAGUACUCAGUCUAAGGGUCCUCUCACUGCUUUGAAACACACAUUUCUCAUACGUUUUGUCGUAAUUGACGGCAGUUGGUUUGUUGUCUUUUCCACUUUUAUAUUUUGUGUAUGUCAUUUGUUGUAAUUCAGAUUUUUAUUAAAAGAUGAAAAA
This is a messenger RNA of Scomber scombrus (Atlantic mackerel), 2153 nucleotides long. It is a transcript of the gene cstf1, whose product is annotated as cleavage stimulation factor, 3' pre-RNA, subunit 1. Gene Ontology annotation, molecular function: protein binding; RNA binding. The record is from RefSeq and is a predicted model, not a curated record. NCBI's taxonomy places the organism in Eukaryota, Metazoa, Chordata, Actinopteri, Scombriformes, Scombridae. Gene Ontology annotation, cellular component: mRNA cleavage stimulating factor complex. The transcript has 5 exons. Bases 404 to 1699 code for a protein of 431 amino acids. Gene Ontology annotation, biological process: mRNA 3'-end processing.